Messenger RNA from Thyridium curvatum, 405 nucleotides. RefSeq lists its product as uncharacterized. Bases 1 to 405 code for a protein of 134 amino acids. The transcript has 3 exons. NCBI's taxonomy places the organism in Eukaryota, Fungi, Ascomycota, Sordariomycetes, Thyridiales, Thyridiaceae. The record is from RefSeq and is a predicted model, not a curated record.
AUGGAGGCUUUCCUCUUAGUGGCGGCCAUUGUUUCGGCUUGCCUCUCUUUUGUAGCCGCGUCGCCGAUCGAGAAGCGAGAACUCGGUGGUGUUCUCAUUUGCAAUGGGGCCAAUGCUACAGGCCAUUGCACGCACGAUGUCUAUGCCAUGGACACCUGCUACAACAUGACCGUCGAGUUCAUCCACAAUGCCGCCACCUUUGCGCCUGAUGGCGAGAAUUUCUACUGCUUCCCUUACCUGUAUCCCUGCGGUGGUCUUUGCACCUCGCCAACUGGCUGCACCUUUGGCUCGGUCGACUUCAAUUACACCAACAAGUACAACCUCAGCGCCAUCGGCUGGGACAAGUACAUUGAGAGUUUCGAGUGCCACAUCCGACAGCCAACAGACCAAAUCAGCUCUUAUUAA